AUUGUUUACAACGUUACGAGAACACAACCACCAGUCACCAACGUUUAAUACCAUAAUACACACAACGAUAACGAUUUAGUAUUAACGAUUACUAUUUACAUGUUACCGGUGGUUUGUGUCAUUUAGUUCAUAUCUUAAAUAUUUUUAACUUAUUAAUACCUUACACCUAUGAUAGUUACUCAGUUAAAGACGUGUAAAUACUAAAUAGUAACUAAGAAGCACAAAAUGUUUUAUCACAUCGCACUAGAACACGACGUACUACUUCAUCCUCGGUACUUUGGUCCACAGUUAUUAGACACAGUUAAACAAAAGUUGUAUCGUGAGGUUGAAGGCACAUGUACUGGAAAGUAUGGAUUUGUUAUUGCUGUAACCCAUAUUGAUAAUAUUGGUUGUGGAUUAAUUUUGCCUGGUCAAGGAUUUGUUGUAUAUACUGUGAAGUAUAAAGCUAUUGUUUUCCGACCCUUUAAAGGUGAAGUUUUGGAAGCUGUAGUUACUCAAUUAAACAAAGUAGGAAUGUUUGCUGAAAUUGGACCACUCUCCUGUUUUAUAUCUCAUCAUUCCAUACCAUCAGAGCUACAAUUUUGUCCAAAUACUUCACCUCCGUGUUACAAAUCAAAAGAAGAAAAUAUAGCAAUACAGCCAGAAGACACAAUAAGAUUAAAAAUUGUUGGAACACGUGUUGAUGCAUCAGGAAUAUUUGCUAUUGGUACAUUGAUGGAUGAUUAUUUAGGAUUAAUUCAUUAAGACAAAGACGUAUCAAAUUAAGUAAUUUUUUUUUAUAUAUUGUAUAUUGUACAUAUUAAUGCAUAAAUAAAAUAAAAAAGUAAAAUGAAAUAAAAUUUUUUGUAUAUAAUAUUAUAUAAUUAA
Molecule: messenger RNA, 867 nt
Organism: Aphis gossypii (cotton aphid)
Lineage: Eukaryota; Metazoa; Arthropoda; Insecta; Hemiptera; Aphididae
Gene: Rpb7
Product: DNA-directed RNA polymerase II subunit RPB7
Exons: 7
Coding region: 226-744 (172 amino acids)
Biological process (GO): transcription initiation at RNA polymerase II promoter; DNA-templated transcription; positive regulation of translational initiation
Cellular component (GO): P-body; RNA polymerase II, core complex
Molecular function (GO): translation initiation factor binding; single-stranded DNA binding; single-stranded RNA binding
Source: RefSeq, a predicted model, not a curated record